AUGAAGGAAACCACUGAAAAUGUCUCUCUGGACAGUGCCAGCUGGAGCCAGGUGGCAUGCGAGGGCUCGCCGGCCCAGGAUACUAUUUUUUGCUCUGAAGAAGAUAACAGUCUGUAUUUCACAUACAGCGGAAAACCAAACGUUCUCGAGGUCAAAGAACUCAACUACCAGAUUAAUAUGGCAUCCCAGAUUCCCUGGUAUGAAAGCCUCGCGCAGAUGAAAAUGCCAUGGACCUGGAAAUCGGAUCCUCGUUCUCAUGUGUCAAUCAUCCAGAAUCUGAAUUUAAAAGUUCAAAGUGGUCAGAUGCUAGCUAUUAUAGGAAGCACUGCUGGUGGAAAGACAUCUUUGCUUGAUGUGAUAACUUGCCGGGAUCAUGGAGGCAAAAUCAAGUCUGGUCAAAUCAUGAUCAAUAACAAACCCAGCACACCCCAGCUUGUUAAGAAAUGCAUCGCACACGUGCGGCAGGAUGACCGACUGCUCCCCCACCUGACUGUCAGAGAAACGCUAUUGUUCGUUGCCAAACUGCGCCUUCCAAAGUUUUUUUCAGACUCACAAAGGAAAAAAAGGGUAGAAGACGUUAUAGCAGAGCUACGCUUGCGUCAGUGUGCAAACACCAGGGUAGGGAACGAGUACCUCCGCGGAGUUUCGGGAGGUGAGAGGCGGAGAGUGAGCAUUGGUGUGCAGCUGCUCUGGAACCCAGGAAUACUCAUACUUGAUGAACCCACAUCUGGACUGGACAGUUUUACUGCACAUAACCUUGUGAUAACAUUAUCCAGACUGGCCAGAGGAAACAGAUUAGUCCUUCUUUCACUUCAUCAGCCCCGGUCAGACAUCUUCCAACUGUUUGAUUUAGUUCUUCUGAUGACUUCUGGAGUCACUGUCUAUUCUGGAACAGCUAAAGACAUGGUCCCAUAUUUCACAGAACUAGGCUAUCCCUGCCCAAGGUACAGCAAUCCUGCAGAUUUCUAUGUUGAUUUGACCAGUAUUGAUAAACAGACCGCAGAAAAGGAGAUGGAAAGCCGAAAAAGAGCAAAUACUCUUGCCAACUUGUUCCUAGAAAAAGUAAAAAAUUUUGAUGAUUUCUUGUGGAAAGUUACUGAAGGAGAUAAUGUUGCAACCACAUUCAGCAAGCAAAGGUCCCAUUUAAAUGCGGAAGAGGCUAUCAACAUGCCUCACCAUUCAAGUGACCAGUUACCAGGAGUCUUAAAGCAGUUCACUAUAUUAUUAAGUCGUCAAGUCUCCAAUGACUUCCGAGAUCUUUCAACGUUAUUAAUCCAUGGAUUUGAGGCCCUUCUCAUGUCGUUAUUAAUUGGAUUUUUGUACUAUGGCCAUGAGAAAACCAGACUCUCUAUUCGUGACACAACAGCACUGUUGUACAUGAUAGGUGCACUAAUCCCGUUCACAGUGAUUUUGGAUGUUAUUGCCAAAUGUCAUUCGGAAAGAGCUAUGCUUUAUCAUGAUUUGGAAGAUGGAAUGUACUCUGUUAGCCCAUACUUCUUUGCUAAGAUUUUGGGGGAGCUCCCAGAGCACUGUGCUUUUGUUAUAAUUCUGCUGAACUUCUUCUCGGUGUGGCUGGCCGUAUAUAGUGCCCGUGCGAUGGCACUUUGGGUGGCAGCACUGCUGCCGACGUUACAGCUCUCAGCCUUCUUCGGCAACGUCCUUUUCACAUCGUUCUACCUGAGUGGUGGUUUUGUGAUAAGCCUGGAAAACCUCUGGACAGUUCCAUUUUGGGUUUCUAAAAUCUCUUUUCUCAGAUGGAAUUUUCAAGGCAUGAUGCAAAUUCAGUUCACUGACCUCACAUACGAAAUGACUGUUGGAAAUACUACAUUUCAAAUACCAGGAAAACUUGUCACGGAGGCUCUGGACCUGGCCUCCCAUCCUCUCUACGUAAGCUACCUCGUCCUCGCUGGUAUCGUUUGCAGCUUCUUGCUUUUAUACUACCUCUCUCUGAGGUUCAUCAAGCAGAAAUCAAACCAAGACUGGUAA
Molecule: messenger RNA, 1986 nt
Organism: Nipponia nippon (crested ibis)
Lineage: Eukaryota; Metazoa; Chordata; Aves; Pelecaniformes; Threskiornithidae
Source: RefSeq, a predicted model, not a curated record